AUGGUGAAGAGCGAGGGUAUCCGGGCGGCCAACAAGCUCUCUCGCCUGCACGUCCAGUACGAAAAGAACAAAAGGAAAGUUAAGCUUGCUGCCCAGCUGUUCAGCAGCUCGGUGGGCAAAGCUCUGCUGUACCUAGAAGAGUCGGGCCACCAUGAGUUCAUCGGAGUGGGGGCAACGGGGCGCCUCAUCCUGCUUGUUGAUCAGGCAUUCGACUACCUCAACAGCAGCAACCCCUACGUGAAGGUCUUCAAGACUCCUGUAGCUGCCAACAACUUAAUUUCCGUGCUGUUCCGGCUGCAGACAGCAUCAGGCGAACCGGUACUGCAGACGCGACGCUUCACCCCGGUCCUGGGUCUCUGUCUCGCGACGCAGACCGUCAUAGACGUCAGUGAGGCCCUGCUGAAGGAGGGGUUCGUCUGUGUACUGCCAUACAAGAUGUCCCAAGACCAUCUAGAGCUGCUGUCCGGCCAGAUCCGACGUGUGGGCGGCUUCAACAACAACCCGAACGUGGCCCAACUGCAACAUGCCAUGCGCAGACUCAUACUACACAGCUUCAUAUCGCCAUCUGCCACCGGGAGCUGCAUGUCACGGGAUGACGGUGACGACGGCCUGCUCCAGAUCCGUCCAAAACGGCAGCGGCAGACGCUCAGCGAGAGUGACCCCAUGCCGGCGGUCGUGCAGCAUCUCAUCACGACGGAGGACACCGGCUCGGGGUUCGUUGACAACUGUGUUGGCUACAUCUCCGGCUAUGUGUGCCGCAAGCUGGUGGAAACGAGCGCGAUCGGGUGUGCAUGA
Molecule: messenger RNA, 795 nt
Organism: Pollicipes pollicipes
Lineage: Eukaryota; Metazoa; Arthropoda; Thecostraca; Pollicipedomorpha; Pollicipedidae
Exons: 4
Coding region: 1-795 (264 amino acids)
Source: RefSeq, a predicted model, not a curated record